AUGAAGACCAUCUCUUCAUUCUCCCUGUUUGUCCUCUGCCUGGCUGCACUGCAGCUGCACGCCAAUGCCUCCCACUCCCAGUCCCAGGAGGCUCAGCUCAAAAGGUUCAUCUCGUCUAGGAAGAACAGCGCCAGCAGCACUGACACGUUCCGAGUGCGUAACAUAGCUGACAGGGUUGCCAGCAGCCUGAGUACGGAGAGCACUGUCUCUGACCAGAGCUCCAUGAAGGCCGCCGACAAGAUCACGGCGUUGCCCGGGCAGCCGGAGGGCGUCGACUUCGACCAGUAUGGCGGGUACGUGAACGUCGAUGCGGAGAACGGCCGCGCGCUCUUCUACUACCUCGUCGAAUCGCCUUCCGGUGCCUCGGACAAGCCACUGGUCCUGUGGCUCAACGGAGGACCGGGAUGCUCGUCGCUCGGAUUCGGCGCAAUGCAAGAGCUCGGCCCGUUCCGUGUAACCGAGGACAACAAAACUCUCAGCAGAAACGCGAACGCCUGGAACAACGUGGCUAACGUGAUCUUCCUUGAGUCGCCCGCUGGAGUGGGAUAUUCCUACUCGAACACGUCUUCCGACUACGAUCUCAGCGGAGACGAGAGAACCGCCGAUAACGCCUACGUGUUUCUCGUGAAAUGGCUGGAGAGGUUUCCGGAGUACAAGGACCGGGCCUUCUACAUCUCCGGGGAGAGCUAUGCCGGACACUACGUGCCGGAGCUCGCCGCCACCAUCCUGCUCCACAACACAUACAAUAACAGAACCGUCAUAAACCUUCAGGGCAUCUUGGUGGGAAAUCCGUACCUUGACGCGAACAGGAAUAUUAAGGGGGUGGUUGACUACUUCUGGACCCACGUGGUGAUGUCCGACGAGGUCUACGCCAAUAUCACCAAGAACUGUGACUUCGAUAACUUGAAUGGUACAUUUACAGAUUCUGUGUGCAGCGGAGCUGCUGUGGCGUUCGACCCUGGCUACAUUGAUGUCUACAACAUAUACGCUCCGGUCUGCAUUGACGCACCGAAUGGAACCCGGUACCCCAGUGGCUACUUACCUGGGUAUGAUCCGUGCAGUUAUUAUCCUACGUAUGCCUACCUCAAUGAUCCAGCGGUGCAGAUGGCUUUCCACGCUAGACCGACAACGUGGACAGGCUGCGCAAACUUGAACUGGACAGAUGCGCCAAUGUCCAUGCUGCCAACCAUGACAUGGCUGAUCGAAAGCAAGCUUCCGAUUUGGAUAUUCAGUGGUGAUUUCGAUUCUGUGUGCCCGCUGCCGGCGACGAGGUAUUCAAUCCAAGACAUGGCCCUCUCUGUGACCACUCCAUGGCGCCCAUGGACAGCGAAGGAGGAGGUGGGAGGAUAUGUUCAGCAGUACGCCGGGGGAUUCACAUUCCUAUCUGUCAGGGGAGCUGGCCAUAUGGUUCCAUCCUUCCAGCCUGAGAGGGCAUUGGUGAUGUUGAGCUCCUUCCUGCAAGGGGUGCUCCCACCUUACGUAGAACAGCAGUGA
Molecule: messenger RNA, 1494 nt
Organism: Triticum aestivum (bread wheat)
Lineage: Eukaryota; Viridiplantae; Streptophyta; Magnoliopsida; Poales; Poaceae
Product: serine carboxypeptidase 1
Exons: 8
Coding region: 1-1494 (497 amino acids)
Biological process (GO): proteolysis
Cellular component (GO): vacuole
Molecular function (GO): serine-type carboxypeptidase activity
Source: RefSeq, a predicted model, not a curated record